AUGAAGCGUAUAGAGUUGGAGCGCCGGGAGCACGAGCGGAAGAUGGAGCAAGAGAAGCAGAAAAAGGAAGCAGAGUUUGAGCGGAGGCAAUUGCAGCUAGAGCAGGCGGUAAUGAACGAGUCAUUCCGUUUGAGAGAGGUGAUUGACCUAGGUGGGGAAGGCGAUGAAGACAACCGGAGUGUCGCCUCAGUGCAGAGUUCCUUCAGCAAGGUACAGCAGUGGAAGGCCGCCCAUUCGACGUUGGCUGUCCCGACGGAGAAGGCUCCAGCUAUUGGUACGAGUAACGCGACGACCGCAACUGGAAUACAAGCUAGGCAGGACGGCAUGCAGCAACCAACUAGCAUUAACGAGGGUAUUCUAGAAGCAGCGUUGGCAGGUAUUUCGUUAGGGCAGUCAGGGUUUGAGCCAACGUUAGGGGGUAUUAUCGGUCGAGCCGAAAGCACAACAGCGCCAAUAGUUGGUAGAGGUCAGGCUAACAUUUUCUCGGUUACCUCCGCGCUCGCUAGGCCUAGCAAAGGCAUCGCAAAUGUAAUCCCCAAGCAGCAUGCUUUCCAAAACUAUCCCUUUCCUCUCACCCAGCCUCCUCCAGCAGGCAAUUCGUUUGUCAUUCCGCGAGUUGGUAAUCCGAAUUUUGCAAUCGCCGCGCAAUCGACCGCAGUGAAUAGAGAUAGUGCAGGCCCGAUUAGAGGUCCAGUGACAGUGGAAGAAUUACUGGGAGGAGAGUAUUCCCAGUCGUACGCCGGCCAACCGUUAUCGUCUGUGAUCCCCACUGAGCAAAGGUUUUCGAGAAGGCAGACAGUGCCACCAGGAAUCCAAUUGGGACCGCAGGAGCAACCACGGUUUGCGGAGUUCCAGGCUGGUGCGCAGCAACCUCCGUUGCAAGACGAGCAGGCGUAUUGGGGACCGACACCGCGACAAUUGGCGGCAAGACACGUGAUGAACAAGGAGUUGCCAAUCUUUUCUGGUAAUCCGGAGGACUGGCCGCUAUUCAUUAGCUCGUACGUUAACUCUACUCAGACGUGCGGGUUUUCGAACGAGGAAAAUUUGGCGAGGUUGCAACGGUGUUUGAAGGGGCACGCACUUGAAUCGGUGCGGAGUCGACUGUUGCUACCGGCGAGCGUCCCAAAUGUUUUAGCUACGCUGGAGAUACUUUAUGGUAGACCGGAAUUGUUGAUCCAUGCGUUGUUGCAGAGGAUCCGAGGGGUGCCUGCGCCAAAACAGGAAAGACUAGACACGCUAAUCGGUUUCGGUAUGGCGGUGCAGAAUUUUUGUGAUCAUCUGGAAGCCGGGAGGCAUGAAGCGCAUCUCAACAAUCCGAUGCUACUGUUCGAGUUGGUAGAGAAGCUUCCAGCACAUAUGAAACUGGACUGGUCGCUAUACAAGCAGCGCUGCGGGGAAGUGAACCUGCGUUCUUUCUCGCAGUAUAUGCAGACGCUCGUGCGAGCGGCAUCCGACGUGACCGUGAACUACGAUCCUAGGCCGCAACCUGUACAGCAGAAGCGAAUAGUGAAGGAGAAGAACGGAAAGGACAAAAACUUCUGCGGAACUCACUCAAUGGAGGAUUCUUCUUUGAUGGCGACGAACAAAGAAGUAUCUGGCGUUACGAUGCGCCCAUCAAGCCCAGCGUGUUUCAUUUGCAAAAACUCGGGGCAUCGGGUAAAAGACUGCUCAGAGUUCGACAAGAAAACGGUCGAUGAACGCUGGGAGACAAUACAGAAACUCGGCUUGUGUCGGCUCUGUCUUGGAGCACACGGAAGGCGCCCCUGCAAGAAUCGCAAGCAUGCGAUAUCGACGGAUGUCAACGGCGUCACCACCCUUUGCUGCACUCCAAACGGGACACAAAUGAAGCCCAGCAGGCCAGGGAAAAUGGAAAGACGCCAGGAAAUGGCUGUAAGAAGUUUGGGAACGACGGAAAUUCGGCGAAGAAUGGGUCCAGCAGGACGGUCAGGGGCAUCCAAACAUUCUUUGUCGGACGUGCGCACCGUAAGCAAGCUGGACUUACCACGACAAUCCUUGCGGUACGCGGAACUCGCAGAAACCUUUCCGUACCUAAAGGGCCUACCGAUCGAUGAUUACGAUCAAGCGGUACCGCGCAUCCUCAUCGGAAACGACAACGCUCACGUUACAUCGACACUCAAGCUACGAGAUGGCCGACCGGGAGAGCCGAUAGCAGCAAAAUCACGUUUGGGAUGGACGGUUUACGGAUCCAACCAGGACAAGUCAGGGGAUAUCGUUCAUAGUUUCCACAUAUGCGAGUGCCAGGAGGCCGAGCAGACCCUACAUGAGCUCGUGGAGAAGUUUUUCUCAGUCGAGAGUCUGGGUAUAAUGGAAGUCGCCCAUCCUGAGUCCGCGAAAACUCAACGAGCAAAUCGGAUCCUGAUGGAAACUACUAAGCGGGUCGGACAGCGAUUCGAAACUGGGCUUCUCUGGAAGUACGAUAGCUUCGAGUUCCCGGACAGCUACCAGAUGGCGGUUCGACGACUGCAGUGUUUGGAAAGGCGUAUGCAGAGGGAUUUACUCAUCGGCGAAAGUGUGAGGAGACAGCUUUCUGAGUAUCAAGCGAAAGGGUACAUACACAAAGCGACCCGGAAGGAGCUCGAUGAUUCAGAUCCACGGCGUACGUGGUACUUACCUUUAGGAGUGGUCAUCAAUCCCAAGAAGCCGUCCAAGGUUCGUAUCUUCUGCGAUGCAGCGGCCAAAGUGGAUGGAGUCGCACUCAACACGAUGCUGUUGAAAGGACUGGAUCUGCUAAAUACGUUGCUCAAUGUUCUAUACGGAUUCCGGGAGAAACGGGUCGCUCUGUGCGCGGAUCUGAAGGAGAUGUUUCACCAGAUUCGGAUUCGACGAGAAGAUCGACAUGCGCAACGACUGCUUUGGCGAGAUGAUCCUAUACAAGCCCCCGAUGUGUAUUUGAUGGACGUCGCAACGUUUGGUGCAACGUGUUCACCGUGUUCGGCACAAUUCGUGAAGAAUUUGAACGCUAAGGAGCAUUCAAGACAGUAUCCAGUUGCAGCCGACGCAAUUAUCCGGAAGCACUACGUGGAUGACUACUUGGACAGCGCUGACGACGUUGACGAAGCGGUGCAGCUGGCACAUGAAGUCAAACUGGUCCACUCUCUCGGCGGAUUCCAUCUGCGGAACUGGCUUUCAAAUUCCACCGAGGUUCUCGCACGGGUCGGGGAGAGAGACCCAGUCACAGAAAAGUGUCUCCAGCUGGACAAGAACAGUUCAACCGAACGCGUGCUCGGGAUGUACUGGAAGCCGGUCGACGAUGUCUUCACGUUUACAACGACGCUAGCGGUGGGUGCGGAGCAUCCAACUAAGCGCCAGGCACUGCGAGUAGUGAUGAGCCCAUUCGAUCCGGCAAGAUUGUUGUGUUUUUUCCUCAUACACGGCAAGGUACUAAUCCAGGAGCUGUGGAGGGCGAAGACGACAUGGGAUCAACUAAUUCCGGAGGAGUUACUUGGGAAGUGGAUGCGGUGGACGAGUUUGUUCAAACAUCUGGACCAGAUUAGCAUUCCGCGUUGCUACUUUCCGCAACGUUCGGUGAAAGAUAUCUUGUCGCUGCAACUGCAUAUCUACGUGGAUGCUAGCGAAGAAGCUUAUGCGUGUGUCGCUUACUUUCGGGCGGUAUUUCCGGAUGGGAUUUCUGUUGCGUUAGUCGGUGGGAAAUCCAAGGUGGCUCCACUGAAGGCACACUCCAUCCCACGGUUGGAGUUGAUGGCAGCGGUAAUCGGAGUACGCUUGAUGAAGACCAUCCUCACUGGGCACUCGCUCGUAGUCGAGAAGACAGUGUUAUGGUGUGACUCUAAGACGGUGCUGGCUUGGAUAAAUUCAGAUCAUCGAAGAUAUCGCCAGUUCGUAGCUUGCCGAGUAGGUGAGAUUUUGUCCAAGUCGGAGGCGAAGCAAUGGCGUUGGAUAUCAUCGAGAAAGAACGUCGCCGACGAAGCGACAAAGUGGGGAAAAGGGCCGUGUUUGUCCUCAGGCGGCCGUUGGUUCCGUGGUGACAACGAUUUAUAUUUGCCAGAAGAUCAAUGGACCAUAGAUGCAGAUUCAGUCGGCGCGACGACCGAUGAAGAGCUGAGGUCGUGUUUGGUGCACAAGGAGGUUAUCGUACCGCCACAACUUGUGAGGUGGGAGCGAUUCUCGAAACUGACGCAUUUGUAUCGAUCGGUAGCACAUGUUCAUCGCUACGUACAAAAUCUACGGCGAACGGUAAAACGAGAGACUCGACUGGACGGACCACUCACUCAAGAGGAAUUAGCAACAGCCGAAACCACAAUCUUUCGUUGGGUGCAGUGUGAGCAGUAUCCGGACGAGGUGGCGACUUUGUCAGUAAUGCGGGACAAGUAG
This is a messenger RNA of Topomyia yanbarensis, 4353 nucleotides long. RefSeq lists its product as uncharacterized. The record is from RefSeq and is a predicted model, not a curated record. The transcript has 2 exons. Lineage: Eukaryota; Metazoa; Arthropoda; Insecta; Diptera; Culicidae. Bases 1 to 4353 code for a protein of 1450 amino acids. Gene Ontology annotation, molecular function: nucleic acid binding; zinc ion binding.